Drosophila persimilis is the source of this 2444-nucleotide messenger RNA. RefSeq lists its product as uncharacterized. NCBI's taxonomy places the organism in Eukaryota, Metazoa, Arthropoda, Insecta, Diptera, Drosophilidae. The record is from RefSeq and is a predicted model, not a curated record. The coding region runs from base 378 to 1220 and encodes 280 amino acids. The transcript is spliced from 6 exons.
CCACCAAUCGUAGCGCACGCACUGCCCCCCCCGAAACCGUGUUGAUUUUUGGCGCGCAAUUUUUGUGAACCUGCAGAAAUUGCCAUUCGAUAGAAUACAAUUUUGUUGUGGUUUUUUACUGUGUCCGUGUCUGUGUUUGUGCGAGGAUAAUUGCAGGGCGCAUUUGAAAUAUUGAUGGGACCAGUGCAGCGACAAAUCCCUCAAUAAUUCAGGAGACUUUCCGACCGGUUCCCUCGCUCUCCUGUUUUUGGUCGCAUUUUCUGUUGUUGCAAGAACAAAAGAAACGGAAAAAAGGAACGGGAAAGGGAACGGGAACGGGCCCGGGAACUACAACCGAAACAAAGACCAGGAUGAACAUGUAAAUCCAAUUGGAGGCGAUGGCAUCGAGCAGCAGCAAGCCCAGGUCCCAUAGCGCGGCCGGCACGCAACUCCGUUGGCUGGACUGCCUCAUCCAGCUGUGCUUGUUUACUCGAGCUGUCAGGCUGGCGGCCUGCGCCGAGGAGGUCACCACUUCAGGCAGCCUCUCGGAAGAAUGGGGCUCCGGCUGGCGGGGCACCAAUUUCCUGGUCGAAGUGGAACAGACGGCAGCCUCCCUUCCGUCGGGCACAGUGUCGGGAGGAGGAGCCAGCGCCAGCGGCAGUGGCAGCGGCAGCGGCAGCGGCAGCAGUUCCGGCAACGUUGAGGACUACCUGGGCAGCCAGGAAGAGGAUGGCGGAUUCACAACCGGCACCACACCGGGAGCCUCCAACGGCACCACCGUGGAGACGGGACCCAAGAUCAUUGUGCGCACCGAGGAAGUACUGAUUGUGGGCCUCGUGCUGGUCCUUUGGGUGGGGGCCAUCAUGCUGUUUUUCAAUCGCUGGGGCAAAAUCCGAAUGCUGGAGCCGUACCAGCCCAAGUUCCAGCAGCAGCACCGCAGCUCCUGUCCUCUGGUCGAUCUGGAUGCAGUGCAGACGCAUCAGCGCACAUCCGUCUCGCGUAUGUCGAUGGGCAUGGUGCAUAAUCUGAAUAUGCCGACGUGUCAAUUUGCGGCCUAUAAUCCCAACAUGUAUGCCAAGGGCUACGUCUCGCAUGUGUCGAACGCGUCACGGCCUCGCCAGAACUCCGUGUUCGUGGGUGCCAGCACCAGUCACUACCUGAUGCCGCGGGCUCCCCGCAAGACGCGCUCGGCCAUGGAUCUGCACUCCAUGGUGCUGGACGAGAGUGCCGAACAGGUGUAGGUGUCCCUGGCCCAGGAUGCAGCAGCAGCAGGAGCAGGAGCAGGAGCAGCAUCUGUAUGUGUACGUGUGCAAGUGCUAAGAGGAGGGGACAAAGUGUUUUAUUUGUUUUAGAAGUGAAAGAAACGCUGCCCAAUGCUUUCAACCAUUUACACUUAAUGCCUAUCUCUAUUCCCCCCCAGCGUCUGUCUGUCUGUCUGUCUGUCUGUCAAUGUUUGUGGGAAGGAUAAGUGCUUAAUCCUUUCAUCGGUUCAUCUGUGCCGGCACAGAAUCCAUUCACGUCAAUUUUAGUUAAAACUGACUUCUGUGACCCAGAAAUGACCCAGCAAGAAGAAGUACCAUCUAUAGUAGAGCACUCGUAUUAUUAGCUUUAUCCAGUGUUAAUCUCGAACGUAGUCUAUGCUAAUCCCCCGUUUCUCUUCUACUUCUACGUCUACUUCUAUAACUUAGCGUGUUUUACUCGUACUCGUACUCGUACCGAACUUCUGCCACAUGUAUUGGAUACCAGAAUAGAUACAACAUAUACUUAGUGAAAUACGAAUGAAAAUAUUUCAUAUACAUAUACAAUAUUGUGUCGUUAACAUCUUGAAAAACUGUUUAGUUUGUAAGCGUAAAGCUCAAAAUGGAUCAGAAAACUCUCUAAAACCUGGACCAGAACCUGGAACAACUUAACUUUCCGAUCAUUUGGUUUUUUUUUUUUGGCUGCCGCAGAACACUUACUCGAAUGAUCAAAACUAACUUUACUAACUGUCUACACUACUCGUAAGUUGUAAGUAUUUGAAGACCAAGAGCAGAUUGAAGCUGCACGUAGAAAGGAGAGAUAUGAUAAAGUUGGGCAGAAGAAAAACUAACUAACGAAAGCUUUAAAUUCCUUUGGGACCUCUACCGGAACGGGGCCGGGGUCUACCAGAAACCAAAAAACCCAUCCAGAAAAAACCGAAUAUUGUAUUCUAAGUUUAAGGUAAAUAACUCUCAACCAAAUGUCUAGUGCAAAAUAUGUGGAACAAUGUAAACUAAACUAAAACUAAACUAAAGCCUAUCCGAAAACCAAACUCAAACUCGAACUAAUGAACCACAAAAACCGACACAGAUACAGAACAGUUUUGAAGGGAUACCACUAAAGUAUUCCCCGAAAAAAUGGUCCAACUUGUUUACAAUAUUUACAAGAGCCUCAACAAAUAACGUUAUAUACACAUGUGUACUAUAUCAAAUGCUAAAUCUAUAUAU